AUGCCACGCGUUACGAAGUUUGCCCGGGCUCAGUCCGUGCGGUUCAAGGACAUGUUCGCAACUCCCACCAACAUCGCCCUCAUGCUCGGCUUUGCCGUGAGUGUGCCAAUCUCCGUCGGCCUCAACUACACUCGCGCGUACACCCUGAACGAAACCAUCUUCAAGACGGACAUUGACUCCCGAACGGAGGCUUUGUCACGCCUGGCCGCCAUCCCGGUGGUGUGCGCCUCCAUCAACUGGUUCGUGCAGCACCUUCGGAAGACUGUAUUCUUCUGGGAGAGACGGACCGAUGAAGACAGGUUUCUUCACAUCCACACCACCCGGCACGACUGGUGGGACUGGAAGUCUGUGGGCCUGAUGACUAUGGCCUCCCUGUUCCUGAUACGGAAUGCCUGUUGCCACAUGCUGGAGGACCACGUGUCUCAACAAGUGCACUUUUGCUUCACUGGUGGCAUGGUGCUUCUGGCAGUUUAUGGCUACUUCAUGGUGCUGGACAAGAUCGACGGCAACGUGCAGAACAUGAUCAUGGACCAGGAGAUCAUCAACCAGAGCAAGUGUGUCCAGAAGAUGCAGGACAUUGUGACAAAGAUCUCGCGGACCCAGAAGAAGGACCGGGAUAUCGUGUACAGCUUCGCGCACACGCACACCGUGCCGGCGAAGGUGCUCCACUACAUCUGGUCCAUCUACUACCUUGUAGGCAAGAUACUGGGUGCGCUGAUGGUGAUGGCGUACUUUGCACAAAUCGACGCCGACACCAUCAACCGCUUCGUUCUGGGCAGUCUGCUGCUCUCGGGGGCGGCCUCUGGCGGCUUCAUGCUCGAGCUCGGGCCAAGCACCAUCAGCCUGCUGCGAAUGUCCCUCUACAAGCCAUUCUACGUUGGGGAUCUUGUCACACUGAACCACACUGGGGCAUCUGGGAUGUCGAACGCCCUCGUGGGUUUCGUCGAGAACAUCACCAUGAUGUAUGUGGUGAUCCGCAACUUUGAGAUGAAGCAGGUCUGGGUCAGCCACAAGGCGUUCAACGAGCUGAUCAUCCAGAAUUGGACUCGAAGGCCCACGAAGACUGUCCUGCUGAACAUCGGCAUCAGCACACGGAGCCCUCUGCAGAAAGUCCAGAGGCUGCAGGAGUUUGGCAAGCGCUGGAUCAAGGAGUCGCCGGACAUCCAGCAGGACAACUACCAGAAGUGCCACAUCACGUCGACGAGCAACGGCUACAACAUCGAGAUCAUCUUCUUCCCCAUGGUGGGCGUGUCCCACAGGCAGAUCCGACAAAAGUUUCUGAUCGCCAUCAUGGAGGCAGCUCAGCGGCUAAAUGUGCCUUUCGUGCCCCUCCAAAUUAUGCAGAACUUCUGCGAAGACGUGGACCCAGCGGGCGGCGAGGUCAUGUCUGAAGCCACAGCCGUCGCCAAGGAGGUGGGGCUGGACGACCUGAUGCCAGAUCCGAACGACCUGCUGGAGAGGGGAAAGGAGUGA
This is a messenger RNA of Symbiodinium natans, 1473 nucleotides long. Lineage: Eukaryota; Dinophyceae; Suessiales; Symbiodiniaceae. The record is from the annotation of a GenBank genome assembly.